CGGUCGUCACAAAACGUGCGUGUAACGACAUGGGUCUGAAUAAAUGUGCUGGCAUGCGGCAGGACGCGUCGCCCGUAACAUUCGCGAUACGCCGGUCGGUGUUAAACUAUUUAAAUUGAAAAAAUUACAUGUCAACAAAUAUAAAUCGAAAAAAUAAAUUGGAUAUAUAAAUUAAUAAAAUAAUAUGACAAUAAAUAUCAAUUGAAAAAAUAAACAUUUCGACGCGAAAGUUAUUUAAAUGAAAAAAGUGAUAUGUUCAGAAAUAUCAGUUGAAAAAAUAAGCGUUUAAAAAUCAUUCAUCACAAUUUUUAUUUUAUUAAUAAAAAUUAGUGUAAAAAAUUUUAGUGACUGAAAACACUUGUAAAAGCUUGAGGACUUUUGAUACAUAACUUAAAAGUGAUAUUUAGUAUUAAUAAAUUCGUUAUAAUAGACAGAGUUUCGACGACUUUUUCUUAUUUACAAAUAAAUAAAAAAUUGUAUACUUAAUAAGCUUCAAUUUAAAAAAAAAGUAUUAAAAAAAUGUGCUAGUUCCUUUACGCUACAAUAACAAUUUGUGGUUUUUAAUAAAUAAGUGACAGAAAUCAGUUUAAUUUUAAAUAAGUGUAAAAUAAUAUUAUAAAAUGGGGUUUUUACUUAUGCGUUUAUUUUUAAUUUUGUGCUUGGGUUUAGUGACAUGUGAACGUACACGUGUUUUGAAAAAAGAAGCAUAUGCCACAGUGCCAGAACUAAUAGCCACAGCCGGCUACCCCAUCGAGAAGCACCGAGUCACCACAGAAGAUGGCUACAUCAUCCAAAUGCACAGGAUACCAGCAGGAAGGCGGAUAGCCAGGAAAGCAGGCUUCAGCGCUAAAGGAAAGAAGGCUGUAUUGAUUGUCCAUGGACUCCUGGGUAGCAGCGGUGAUUUUGUUAUCAUGGGCCCUGAGAGAAGUUUAGCAUAUCUCCUAGCUGACGAAGGCUAUGAUGUGUGGCUUGGAAACCUACGAGGUAAUAUUUACACCUCCCAUGUCAAUUAUACAAAGAGGAACCCAAAGUUUUGGAACUUCAGUUUCCACGAGCACGGUAAAUACGACGUACCAGCGAUGGUCGACAAGAUCCUGAACGUGACCAGUGUGCCCAAAGUGAUGUACGUGGGCUACUCCAUGGGCACCACCAGCUUCUUCGUGAUGAUGUCGGAGAGGCCGGAGUACAACGACAAGAUCAUCAGCUUCGUGGCUCUGGCGCCGGCUGUGUAUCUGUCCAAUAUCAAACCCCUUGCCGUGACUGCGUUGAAGACUUUGGAAUUACCAGAAAGAAUGCGCGCUCAAGGCAUGCUCUCAGUGAGUCUAAGUCGUGAUAUCUUGGACUUAUUGAUUGGAUCUAUGUGCUUCCGUGGCAAGCCGGAGGACGAUAUAUGUAUGAGGAUCGUUUAUAUGAUCGUUGGCGAAGACAACGAACAAUAUGAUAAGGAUAUAACAGCUGUGCUAUUAGCCAGAGCCCAGCCAGCGUCGUGGCGCCAUUUGGAACAUUUUGGAAAAAUUGCCAUUUCAGGAGUAUUCACAUCCUGGGAGGAUGGCUUAUGGGGCAGAGUGAAACCAUAUAACAUCACCAAUGUCAAGGUACCAGUUACCUUGCUCUAUGGGGGCAAUGAUCAGCUUACUGAGAAAAAUCAAAUAAUGCGUUUAGCGGACGAACUCUCCGCAACAGGGAUGCUGGAGGGGGUGCGUCCGGCGUGCGAGUGGCCCAAGUUCAACCACCUCGACUUUGCGUUCGCCAGAGACGUCGGCACUCUGCUCAACAGGCCCCUAGUGGUCUAUAUAAACACUUUGUUCAAUAAAUACGGACCUAAAUGA
Molecule: messenger RNA, 1829 nt
Organism: Maniola jurtina (meadow brown)
Lineage: Eukaryota; Metazoa; Arthropoda; Insecta; Lepidoptera; Nymphalidae
Product: lipase 3-like
Exons: 8
Coding region: 621-1829 (402 amino acids)
Biological process (GO): lipid metabolic process
Molecular function (GO): hydrolase activity, acting on ester bonds
Source: RefSeq, a predicted model, not a curated record